This is a messenger RNA of Fusarium subglutinans, 747 nucleotides long. Its product is annotated as gtpase-activator for ras gtpase. Bases 1 to 747 code for a protein of 248 amino acids. The record is from RefSeq and is a predicted model, not a curated record. Lineage: Eukaryota; Fungi; Ascomycota; Sordariomycetes; Hypocreales; Nectriaceae. The transcript is spliced from 4 exons.
AUGUGCAAGUGCUUCUCCAUCACCACCAACACUCACGGUGUCCUUGAGCGCCAUCAGUUGUCUCACAAUAGCCUUUUCACUGGGCGACAGGCAUACGAUACUCUCGGUCGGGCUGUCGAUAUACAGAACUCUAAUACCUUUCUGGACAUACCCGACCAUCAUGCACUACCUUACACCGAUGUUACAUAUCAGUUCAUGACAUUCGAUGGCCUUCAUGCUUACCAGCCUUGCUGCGAGAACAUCGAUCACCUUAACAUCCUCAGAUCAUUGCGCGCUAUUGAACCCGAUGGCGAUCCAGUUUUCGAGGCAGCUCUUGCCGACAAUCUCUUCACAAAGUUCAAUGUCUUUGCCACAGCACCAGAACCAGAUUGGUUCAUGAGACCUCGUGCGUGCCCCAGGUCACCCCCGAGACCAGCCAAGCAGGUUGAAAGCUCGGCAGAACACCCGCCUUCGCCCAUGUCCGACCUCGCAAUGAACUCGGAAGUAGACGAUAUAAACCGUCUGGCCGCACCAAUGCCCUCGAGUGUACUUGAGCAGUUCAACCGACCAUUUGAAGCAAUUGGCUUCAAUGCCCAUGGUCAACCAGCCACAUUUGACCCAACGCCAGGUGCCCGAUCAUACUUUCCCCCGAGACGUUUUGGUAGUGCAAGCGCCAGUGUUGUUUCGAGGCCAUGGUUUCGCUACGAUCAUAACUGUUGGGGGGGCAUCACCGCUCGGUGUUACAGACACAACCUCUCCUCGGCAUAA